Mustela erminea (ermine) is the source of this 1056-nucleotide messenger RNA. RefSeq lists its product as uncharacterized. The transcript has 2 exons. The coding region runs from base 1 to 1056 and encodes 351 amino acids. Lineage: Eukaryota; Metazoa; Chordata; Mammalia; Carnivora; Mustelidae. The record is from RefSeq and is a predicted model, not a curated record.
AUGGUGGUCUGUGGCCCCGGCUGUGGGGGUUACAGAGCUAUGAGCACAGAGAGAAACCUCACAGACCCCACUGUGGCAAAGGAGACCCCAGGAUUUCUUAUGUCUUUAGAAAUACAGCUUUUGGACCUGUCAGCGUCACCAGCAACGAGUACGCAGAGGUCCCGGUUCAAACUCGCAAUAAAUGACCCUUGCUGUUUGGCUUUGACUUGCGUCUCUGGUGGUCUUUUGAGGUGGGCAUACAAGGCAUCUGACAUUACAUUUGGGGCCUCUUCCUGGAUACGCCCCCUUCAGGACCACCAGACAACCGGUCAACAGGGGUCGUCGGGAACCGAUCAAUUCACCCUGGCAGGCGGAGGAAGAGAAUCUCUACUCCCAUCAUCAAAGAAUGAAACGCACCUAGCUCCGACUUUUAGCCCUCCGAAGGUCACUAUUUACCCCUUCGGACGGACCAACCGGGAGUGCUCAUCCUCAGCUAGCCCCUCCGUAUUCCUAACUUGUUCCUUCGUCUCCCAUCCCUUGCACCGGUGCCUCUGUCGCUCCCUGCCUAUUCUAGGCGUAUUCCUCUUCGUCUUAACCAUAUUUUUAAUCUGGGAACUGCCUGACCAGAUGGGGCAAACCCAGAGCACUCCUCUCUCUCUACUCCUGACUAAUUUCAAGGAUGUUCAGGCGAGAGGCAAUAACCUGAGCCUGGAUAUCCGGAGAUCUAAACUCAUCACUUUUUGCUGUUCCGAAUGGCCGACCUUCGGGGUGGAAUGGCCCAUAGGAGGCACCAUUUGCCUACCCAUUAUCCUUAAGAUCAAGUCCCAGAUUCUCUUGCCUGGAAAGGAGGGGCAUCCAGACCAAGGCCCCUACAUAUUGGUAUGGCAAGAUUUAGUAGAAAAUCCCCCUCCCUGGCUAGGCCCCUUCCUAUCCGCAGGAAACUUCAAGGUCCUUGUAGCCCGACCUACAGAACCUCUUAAACCGCGCCCCCUCUGCCUGUCCUCCCUGAUAGCCAAGAUUUACUCAGUUUUGAUCCACCCCCUUACCAACUCCCUCCCGCGAGAGCUCAGGAGAUAG